AGCAUCACUAGCGUUCCAAGGAGCAAGGUGAAACUCAGCAACCUGAACAGCCCAUGUACCAAGCAUAUAGCUAUCUCUGCUCACAAGGCAAUGUGCCUCUAUGUAGCCACAGUUAACAGCUUUCCUUCAGCUUUUGACAGGGAGGAGCUCUGCUGGGACCUACUGGUGUCUAGCACUAGGGACAACGAGGUGUUGUGGGAGAAGAUGGUGCUCAUUCAAAGCGAUGAUGACUUGAAAGCUUACUUGAUAGACUAUACUUGGAAGGCUGCUGGCCAACUCAGAGGGGAGUUUGCCUCCAAAGCCCACAUCAGUGUCCCCAGUACCUAUGGAAUAGGAGAGCUAAAGCAUGAGGAGUUGGAGAAUGCUCUCAAGUGGUUGUUGGAGGAGGUGAGAUUCAUACACGCCGGAAUUGAUGUCAAGGUAAGUGUCCUGUCUAUUGAAAGGCUUUAG
Molecule: messenger RNA, 450 nt
Organism: Suillus paluster
Lineage: Eukaryota; Fungi; Basidiomycota; Agaricomycetes; Boletales; Suillaceae
Exons: 2
Source: RefSeq, a predicted model, not a curated record